Messenger RNA from Monascus purpureus, 2556 nucleotides. NCBI's taxonomy places the organism in Eukaryota, Fungi, Ascomycota, Eurotiomycetes, Eurotiales, Aspergillaceae. The record is from the annotation of a GenBank genome assembly.
AUGGUCCAGGACGCUGCUGCACAGCUAUCAUCACCCCAUGACCGUCGGCGGCAGCUUAUACCCGUCGGGGAGCAACUGCUCCCGGCAAAAUGCAAAGCCAGGACGCUGGCAUACUGUCCUACCAUGGAUCUGAUUGCGUUGGCCACUGUGGAUGAGGAGCUGCGUGUUCUCAGAUUGAAUGGGCAGCGAGUCUUUGGGGGGUCAUUUUCUGGUGGGGAGCUGUCCUUUGGCGGAGAUGAGGAUGAGGAUGAGAAAGAUAAUAGUGGUGAAAUUAGGGGGUUGGUAUGGAAGGGUGAUGGUCAUCUACUUGCUGUUGCUUGCGGGGAUGGUACAAUCCGUAUCAUCAGUUCUUAUAGUGGAAAGACAGUCCAUCACUAUCCUGUAUACCAGCUACAUGAUGAUGAUGCUUCUGCUCAGCCUGCGAGACAGCGCGCCAAGGUCAGCUGUUUGGGAUGGGGCGUCAACUUCACGGACGGCGAGGCUGCACAGCGCCACUUGCAUGAUGCCUCUGGACGAAUUACAAUCGAGGACUUAUUAUCACCGGACACUCAUAUCUCCAAGGCUACCGCUUACCUUAAAGCUGAUCUGCCCAGAGAGUUGGCAUUGUUGGACAUAACGAGCUCGUUGCCGAAAUUGAGCACUUUGCCUGGAACGGGGAGCGACGAUGAUGUGUUUAGCUCUCGGGCGUCCAUCGAUGCUAUUUUCCAUUCAACAAAAAACACUAGCGACUCUGUAGAUGUCCUUGUGGUAGGGUUUGACGACGGAACGGUGCACUUGCGUAUUUUUGACUGCUUCGAGAUUGGGUCUGUUCGAAUUGGGACUCCUGUCCCGCAGUCGUGCCGGAUUCUUUUACACGCCUCGCAUCCUCUGAGCUCCACGCAUGCGUUGCUCGCAGCAGCACCAUCUCAAGAUGGCGGCCAGGACGUCUUACAUCUACUUACUCUCGACCUCCGUUUUAUCACUAAUUCGGGCCGGUACCUGUCACUUCUCGCUUCCAAGACGACACAACUGCAGAAUCUGCUCAGGUACAUUGGUCAGGUACAGAGGCAGAUCGAGCUCGAAUGGAAGAACACGCAGGAACUGCCAACAAGGUACAUGCGUAACAUAAAUGAAGACCUUCAAGAAAAGUGCAAUUGUGAUUUUGUAACUGCAUUAUAUCAUCUAGUUGUCACCGGCGACUGCUUUGAGCCUCUCAAGGAGUUUCUUGUGGACAUCGUUGGGGAAAGAGGGCAUAAGCGGUGGGAGAAGGCCGUUUCAGCCGGUUAUGAGAAUAUUCGUCGAUUGGCACAUGAGUGCCUUCUUCCGGCGUUGGAAAGGUCUCAAGUCCUCCUCAGUCGGCUCACCGGUCUCUCUAAGUUUCAGAAACUCAGUGAUGUCCUGGGGCUGGAAACUUCUAGCCUGAAUGCAGUGGUGGAAACGCUGGAUUGCCUUUAUCUCCUGGGGCAUAAUAUCUUGAUUCAUGCCAACGAAGAGCUCGGCCAGUUUCUUGCGUUCUCACGAUGGCUUCGCCAUGAAAUUGAGGUGCAGAGCGCGGAGCCUAUGUCCCAGACCCUGGAGGAGUUAAUGGAAAAGGCCGAUACGAUAGAGUAUCCCCCGACCUUGAAAUACAUACGCGGUGCACUGACCAAAAGCGCCCUGCGGAAUUUCAUCCAGCAGCUACCCAUGAUGGGAUUUGGAAGACCGCCUCCUGCUCCGCCGUCUAUUAUAGAGAAAUGGGCGCUUAUCGGUCAGGAUCGUUCGUUUUUUGACAUGUUCAGCAAGCUGCUUGCUCAGCAGAACAAACAGGGCGAAAAGGACCAGGCCACGCCCGAUGAUACUACCCAGUCAGAGCUUCCUAAACUUCACGAGUUGAUUAGGCGUCUAGGGUUGCAGUUUGAGAGUGUGUUUGAACAGAUCGCAUUAACGCAACGCCGGGGCAUACUUCAUCGGUCGGCACUUACACUCCAUCCAGACUGUGACAAGGAUGUUAUUGAUAUUACUAUGUGUUACGAGGAUAACGACAAGCCCUGUUCGAUCUACGUUGCUACAAGAUCCAUAAAGUCAAAGGAAAUUUUAUUUAUCUAUCGCGCGACCUUUAAUUUAGUGAACGGCGUCAGUUCAACGAGGCAAGCGUCCGUUGCCCCCGUCUCAUUUCAGGAAGGGGAGAUCCACCAGGUGCAGUUUGUCGACGACAGUACGCUCAUGGUUCUUUGGUCGGACAACAAAGGAUUCUUUCACCUUGUCAAUAUCCCAAUAUUCCAGUCAGAGACGACGGAUUCCCACCUCUCGCCGCCGCUUUCUAUCAAUGGUCUUCCCAAUGAGUCUUGCCUCCUAACAUCUCCGCAAUCUGCUACGGUGCUCACAACGUUGGACCUUGUGUCACCUUCUGCGGGAUCCUUGCGAGCGGAUCUAAUCAAGCAUACUUUCCCGCAGUCCGGUCCCAAGUCGAGGCCCGUACGGAUUGAAGUUAAUGGACACAAGAGUCGCAGGGCAGUGUGCGUUCUGUAUGCGGAAGGGCUGAGGUAUGAGGUGUUUGAUUUGGAUACUGAAAUGGGGGAUGAAGUUGAGGAAGGGUGA